AUGCUAAAGCAACAACAACUACAUAUGCAAGAAGCAACUGCACCUAAUAUUGCAAUUUCACAUUUAACUGCAACAGAACAUGCAACUGCAGCUGCACAUGCCACGGCAACUGCACUUGCGAAUGCAACUAUAAAUAAAACUACUUAUGCAACUGUAACUUUUACUGCAUCUUCACAUAAAACUGCAACUGAAUCUGCAUAUACAACAGACACUAGAACAGCAACUGCAACUAUAACUGCAACUUCAGAUGCAACUGUUACUGCAAAUGAAACUGUAACUAUACAUGCCACGGCAACUUUAACAUUUCUAGCUGCCCUUGUAAACGCAACUAUAAAUGCACAUACGACUGUAACUGCAAAUUCCAUUUUAACUGCCACUGCAACUGAUUAUAGUACUGCAAAAGAAGCUGCAGCUGCACAUCCCACUUUAACUACAGAUGCAUAUAAAACUGCACAUGCACCUGCAACUGCACAUGCACCUGUACAUGACACUGAACUAAAACAGCAAAUAACAUGCAACAGAAACUGCACAUCAACAGUACAAGAAACUGUAAUUGUAAAUUCGACUGCAGAUUUUACUAAAACUGCUCAUGCAAUUAUACCUAGAACAGUAACUGCAACAGUAACUGCUACUGCACAUGCAAGAAGUACUGCACAUGCAACUGUAAAACUGCGACGAGAAAAUUCAACUUUACCUGCAACUGCACAUGACACAGCAAAUACAACUACAAAUGUAAGAAUACCUGUACAGCCUACUGAAACUGCACAGGCAACUUCUACUGCAACUGCACAUGAAACUAAAAAAACUUAUAAAACUACUCAUGCAACUGGAACUGUACUGUACAUGCCACUAAACAUGCCACUGCACCUGCAAUGCAAUAGCAACUCUGCAACACCACAUGCAACAGCAAGUGCACACACAACUGCAACUACAAAUCCAACUGUAAAUGCACAUUCAGCUGUAACAGCAAUUGCAACUUCUAAUGCAACUAGAGCUGGCCCUACAACUGCAAUUGCAACUGCAACGGAACAUGCAAAUGUAACUGCAACUGCCACUGCAUCUGAAACUGUAACUACAACUGCAUAUGCAUCUGCAAACGGAUCUGCAUCUUGA
Molecule: messenger RNA, 1113 nt
Organism: Polistes canadensis
Lineage: Eukaryota; Metazoa; Arthropoda; Insecta; Hymenoptera; Vespidae
Exons: 5
Coding region: 1-1113 (370 amino acids)
Source: RefSeq, a predicted model, not a curated record